UCUGGAGCGGCCGCGGCGCAUCCCGGGCCCGCAGCCGGAGGGUCCUGCCCCGGCACUGCCCGGGCCGGCAGCGAGACCCCCGGGAGGGGCAAGGAAGGCAGGAAAGAAGGAAAGAAGGAAGACGGAGAAGGGGCUGCGAGCGAGGGCGCGGCGCAGGUAUUGCCUAGCAGAAAACCAUGGGCAAUUUCAAAGGGCAUGCCCUCCCUGGAAGCUUUUUCCUUCUUUUUGGCUUGUGGUGGUCAGUGAAGUACCCACUGAAGUACGCCUGCAGAAAGAACAAGAACGUUUGCUACCUUGGUUCCAGGGCAGCAUUCCAGCGCCUGGAGUUUGUGGAGGGCAUCAUCAAAGCUGUCUUUGCCCUCAUUGGGAUGGUGGCUGAGCAGUUUGUUCCUGAUGGACCUCAUCUGAAGCUGUACAACUACGAGAAGAAGCACUGGGACCACUUGAUGAACUGGCAGCAUGCCACCAUGUACCUCUUCUAUGGAAUUUCAGGGCUGGUGGACAUCGUGGCUCACGGCACCAACGCUCUGCCAGCAGCCAUGGACAGGAUGAUGCUUUCCAUAGCAGUCUUCAUUGAAGGUUUUCUCUUCUGCUACCAUCUUCAUGGGAGAGCCAUGCUGGAUGUCCAUGUUCAUCAGUUACUGCUGUUUGCUAUCUUUGGAGCUGCUGCCUGCAUAUUUUUGGAAGUGUUUUUCCGUGGCAGUAUCGUGCUAGAGAUGCUCCGUACAAGCCUCUGCAUAUUACAGGGCAGCUGGUUCUGGCAGAUUGGCUUUGUGCUUUAUCCCCCAAAUGGAAGCCCAGAGUGGAAUCAGACAGAUCACACUAACAUGAUGUUCCUGACCAUGUGCUAUUGCUGGCAUUAUGCUUUUGCUUUUCUUAUACUUGCAGUGAAUUACACAAUUGUCAGCUGGGCAGUCCGUUCGAAGAUUAAGCAGUCCCAGUCCAUGGAAAUGGGUUUACUGAAAACAUCUGAACGAGAUCAUGAGUCAGAAGAAGAAAUUUAGCAUGAGUAUGUCUUGACCAGUUUACCCACUCCAACCAUUAGGCUAAUUGAUACCUCAUUUCUACAUUUUUUUGCCAUCUUAUUCAUUCUUUACUAUGACUUGCUUUGCAAAUAUCAAUCCCCUACGAUGUCUACAUCUACACAGUUGUUGGUUUUGGUUUUUUUUGUGAAGGGUAAGCUUGAUAUUGAUUCAUGGUGGUUGCACUAGUACAUUGCUUAUCACAUGCUUCACAGAAAAUCAGACUAGUAUUAGACAGACUUGAUGUGGAUGAGGUGACACAGGGAAGUCUGUAUGUUUGCCUUAUUAAAAGCUAAGCAAAAUGUUUUUCAGCCACUGCUGGACAUGAAGUUUCCAUAAUCAGGGUGUCUGAAUAUGUGUGUUGGUUGCCCUGCAAGUACCUGUGGAUAAAUAACUGUGCAGACCUGGAUAACAGUAGAACAAGAUAAAGAAACCACAGUCUUGCAGCUGUUCUGUGUAACAAUUCUGUGUCUCUACUUGUAGCUCUGUGUUAAACAGGAAGAACUUCUCACUGUGAACCCAUUGAGUGGUUCACUGAAGAAUGAGCAGAGACACCACCAAAGCUGGCAGGAGGACCAAAGAUGUGCAUGGUGAUCAAAACCCAGUGUGGUUGUUUGUGCUUGUGCCUAGCCAGUCCCGUCUCUUUGCUAUCCUUGGACUUUCCAAGGCAGUGGAAGUGACCCUGCCUUCCCUGGAACAAUUUCUUUUCCAGAAAGGCUGAGGGGUGUCCAGUCAGGCAGCACCUAAGUGCAAAACCAGUUUCUUUCCCCAAGCUAUUUCCUUUCCUCAGGUGGAAUUUGGUGGUUUUCUGCAGGAUUCACAGCAGACAUGUGAGCCACCACCUGAGUCAGGAGUGGGUAUUUCUGCUCUGUGGGCAGGAUGAGAUGGUUUUGCAUCCCUUUCCCUGUAUCACUCUUCAGCCACCAGGCAGCCUGCAUUGCUGCACACUGAGCUGUGGGAGGGCAGAUGUUGCCUUUUAGUAGCUCCAUACCCAGCUACUAAAUCCAGUGAGAGAAUUAAAAAAUAACACCACUUUUAAUUGCAUUUAUUUUCUCCAUACAAACUGAUUUAGUGAAAAGCAUAGUGUUCAAUGCCAAUGGCAGCAAAAUGAUUGCUUAAAAAAGCUAGCUAAUAAAAUAGUUUGUACCUCAAAGGGA
Zonotrichia albicollis (white-throated sparrow) is the source of this 2179-nucleotide messenger RNA. The record is from RefSeq and is a predicted model, not a curated record. NCBI's taxonomy places the organism in Eukaryota, Metazoa, Chordata, Aves, Passeriformes, Passerellidae.